ACCAGAAGAAGUCACAGGCCAACGACGAAUCUAUAAAUGAUACAUCCACCAAACUGCACAGCACUUCAGCUGCAACGGAGAAAUCGACGCAAAAACAAACCGCAGAAAGAAAGAAAAAAACAAGAAAGGUUGUGUUCACGGGGAGCUUGGUGCCAUUGCUGCAAGUUGGGGAACUUUUUGGGUUGUAGAAAAGGAAGCUGAUGGCGUCGGGCAAGAUGGAGAACGGCCAGCAGCAGCAGCAGCAGGAGGUGAGGAGGAGGAGGAACGGCGAGGUGGUGGUGGACGGGUCGGAGAUCCUGCAGCUGGUGGAGAACAAGGAGGCGUUUGGUAAGUUCGUGGAGCAGAAGUUCAGGCUGCUCGACGCCGACGGCGACGGGAGGCUGUCGGUGAGGGAGCUCCAGCCGGCCGUCGCUGACAUCGGCGCCGCCAUCGGGUUGCCGGCGAGGGGGUCGUCGGCGCAGGCCGACCACAUCUACUCUGAGGUUCUUAACGAGUUCACAAAAGGGAAGAAAGAAUCGGUGAGCAAGUCAGAGUUCCAGCGUGUCCUCUCUGACAUACUUCUUGGCAUGGCGGCUGGACUAAAGAGGGACCCCAUUGUGAUCUUGAGGAUUAACGGUGAAGAUUUGAAUGAAUUUGUUGAGAGCCCAAGGUACGAACCGGAGAUGGCUGCCAUAUUUUCGCAAGUUGAAUCAGGAAAUUCAACCUUGCAGCAGUGCAUGCUAGCUGCUAUUCGACAACUGACGGUCGACCACGGCAUGCCACCGGCUUCAGAUUCAUGGGUUAUGGAGAAUAUCAUAGAACCUGCAUUGCAAGAACUCCAUGGUGAUAACCUGGAGCAACCUGUCACUCAAGAGGUCUUCUUCCAGGAAUUCAGAAAGUUCUUGGCAAUCCUCACGCAGCGACUCCAAGGGCACCCUGUGAUUGUAGCACAUACCGAGAACACCUUUGAUGGGAAUGGUAUCAAGAAGCUGCUGUCAAACAAGCUCGAAUUAGAUAAGCUGUUGGAUUGUGUUUGGAGAGGCGUACCGAAAGAAAAAGAUAGAACAGCGAAGCAGUACAUUCGGGUUGCGUUCGAUAGGAUGGCUGACUCCAUAAAUCUACCACCAUAUGGAGCUGUUGAACAGGUAGAUGCUGUGGUCGAUGAGGCGUUCAAGAUGGCGAAAGCCGAGGACGGGAAGGCGGUGGAUGAAACGGAGUUCAAGAAAUUGCUCACUGAGAUCCUUGGGGCAGUGAUGCUGCAGCUAGAUGGCAAUCCAAUAUCGGUUUCGACCAACAGUGUACUCCAUGAGCCAAUGUCCACUUCUUCCACCCUGCUUUCGCCAUCGCCGCCGUCGCCAAUGGUGUCAUCACCGAGUGAAUAGAAGCAAGAUGGAAGGAAGCUGAUCAUAGAAUGGACAGUGGAGAAUAUAAUUUCCACUGGUGGUAACAGUAACUGCAAUAUAAUGCUGGUUUUCUUCUGAUCAAUGAACAAACUGCAGUAACUUGAUAGUUGCCAUGUAACUGGAGACCUGGUGCAAAUAUGUUUGUGUUGGUGUUUGUAACUACGUUCUAAGUGUUUAGUGUCGGAAUAAUAAGGCUUCUAAUUAAGCCAGCAGUUGAACAACGGGGAAUAAUUUAUUUCAAGCUUUUGUUUUGGGUGCAGCA
Messenger RNA from Oryza sativa Japonica Group (Japanese rice), 1644 nucleotides. RefSeq lists its product as uncharacterized. NCBI's taxonomy places the organism in Eukaryota, Viridiplantae, Streptophyta, Magnoliopsida, Poales, Poaceae. Gene Ontology annotation, molecular function: calcium ion binding. The record is from RefSeq and is a predicted model, not a curated record.